AUGCAGAGGCAGAGGCAGAGUCCGCCGAAGCACAGGCACGAUGGGACCUCGCCGUUGCCUUUGGGCAUGGAUUGGAGCCCUCCGCCCCGUAGUUGGGCUGGACGAGAAACAGUUUGGCCUCACGAUCCUCGCACAGGAUGGAGUUACUGUGUUACAGUGCCUUCAUGGAUUGUACUUGCAAAGUCAAGAGAUUCUGACCCGAUAGUGUUUUACAGGGUGCAAGUUGGCUUGCAGUCACCAGAAGGAAUUACGACCAUAAGAACUGUGUUAAGAAGAUUUAAUGAUUUCUUGAAGUUGCAUGCUGCUCUUAAACGAUCUUGUCCUGGGAAAAAUAUUCCACCAACUCCACCCAAGGGAUUGCUGAGGAUGAAAACUAGGGCGAUGCUAGAAACGAGAAGGAGUUCUUUGGAAGAAUGGAUGACAAAGUUACUAUCAGACAUCGACUUGUCAAGAAGCCUUGUUGUUGCAUCCUUUUUGGAACUGGAAGCUGCUGCUCGUUCAGCAUUCCAGGAAGACAGUCAACCCAGUUCGGUUGCACACACGCCUCUAAGCGCAACAGACCCAGCACUUCGUGUUCUUGAGAACUCGAGCCUUCCCAUGCCAGCCGGCAGUACAUCUCUGGCAUCGGAUUAUGGCAGUGAUACAGCUUACGAGACAUCUGAGAUUGGCAGCCCAAGCCUUACUGCGGAUCUCGCAAGGGAUAACAGCUCUGAACUCGGUUUAGAUGACUUAUCAUUUUACAACGACAUAACAAGUCAAGUGGAUAAGUUUGUGAAGCAAGGCAUGUUAAAUAUCGACGAGGGCUUGUCCAUGGGACAUAGCAUUAUGGAGAAGCUGGAAAAUUUUCCGAGGCAUAAAUUGAACUCGACAGUGGUUCACUAUAAUGCGGAACGUGAUAUGAGUAAUGGAAGUCCUUCUAAAGUCUCUUGGUCUGAGCCAGACCGUGGACCCCACCAUGUCAGGAAGCUGUCGAGCGAGAGUAUAGGGAGUGAUAGGAGUUCUGAUAGGGGAAGUGAGCUGUCAAAUUCGGCAUUUCCCAACUCCAACGGGCUUGGGCUUAUUGAUUAUAGAAGUGGGCCCGAGAACUCGAGAAGAGGUCCUGCCGGUGAUUUUGAAAUGCUGCUAUCAGAUGAUGUACAGUUGUUGGUCCCAAUGGAUCAGCGCCAGAAAGUGAAUAGAGUAUUCAUGACAUUGCAGCGUAGGCUGACCACGGCCAAGACUGAUAUGGAGGAUCUUAUAUCGAGGUUGAACCAAGAAAUUGCUGUGAAGGACUACCUUGCGACAAAGGUGAAGGAUUUGGAAGUGGAGCUCGAAACUACUAAACAAAAAAGUAAAGAAAAUCUUGAACAAGCUAUAUUAAUCGAACAGGAAAGAGUGACCCAGAUGCAAUGGGAUAUGGAAGAACUCAAGCAGAGGUCAAUGGAACUGGAGCUGAAGUUAAAAUCGGAACAGGCCCACCGGUUGGACACUCAGUCAUAUGAUCAACCGAAAGAUUUGGUGUCCCAUGAAUUAAUUUCCACAAAACAGCAAUAUGAGGACUUGUUUAAGCGACAUCAGGAGCUGGAACUGAAGUCCAAAGCUGAUAUCAAAGUACUUGUGAAAGAAGUUAAAUCUUUAAGAGCUUCGCAUGCAGAACUGACUAAACAACUCGAUCAGUCGCGCAUGGAAAAAUCCAAAGUAGAGGAACAACUCCAAGAAGAAAGAGCGGAAAACGAGCAAACAAGAACAUUCUGGAGAGAGUUUCUGAAUAAAUUUCAGUCUCUUCACGAGCAGCUUCAGGAGUGUCAUAUUAAUAACCUAAAGCAGACACAAGGAGAUGGCAUACUAAAAACUGUUUCAUCUUUCUCCGAUCCCGUUGGUACUAUAGGCACAUCUGACGACCGGAUAAGCCUUCUCAUUUCCGAGGUUCAGCGUUUAGCUCGGGAAUGUGAUGAUUCAGCCUCGACAACUGAUACAGUUGACGAGCUGGACAAUAAAGCAAGUUCUUUAAAAGAGGAGUUGAGGCAGCUGCUAGCACGCAUCUUAGUCGAUAAUGGCGUGUUAAGAAAACAGGUGAACUCGCUGAUUGUUCGAGCUCUUAAUGUGAACCAAUCAAAUGAUAAAGGUGAAACCGAAUCUGGGUCGGCUGUAGAUGUAAAGAGUGAGGUUUAG
Molecule: messenger RNA, 2151 nt
Organism: Striga hermonthica
Lineage: Eukaryota; Viridiplantae; Streptophyta; Magnoliopsida; Lamiales; Orobanchaceae
Source: the annotation of a GenBank genome assembly